Salarias fasciatus (jewelled blenny) is the source of this 983-nucleotide messenger RNA. Its product is annotated as thymosin beta-12-like. Gene Ontology annotation, cellular component: cytoplasm. NCBI's taxonomy places the organism in Eukaryota, Metazoa, Chordata, Actinopteri, Blenniiformes, Blenniidae. Gene Ontology annotation, biological process: regulation of cell migration; actin filament organization. Gene Ontology annotation, molecular function: actin monomer binding. The record is from RefSeq and is a predicted model, not a curated record. The transcript has 3 exons. The coding region runs from base 173 to 304 and encodes 43 amino acids.
CGCGCGUGUGGGGGGGGCGUGCAGGAGGACGGGAGCCGCUGAUGUCAGUCCUCAUUAGCAUAUCCAGGGCUAUAUGAGCAGCCUGCGCACAGCCCGCGCCACCACUGCUGCGACGCACGGACCACCGGAGACUCCAGCCUGCUAGCCAGCACAUCGACUCGAACCAGACACCAUGGCCGACAAGCCCGACAUCUCCGAGGUCAACACGUUCGACAAGACCAAGCUGAAGAAGACGGAGACGCAGGAGAAGAACCCGCUGCCCACCAAAGAGACCAUCGAACAGGAGAAGGCGGCCACAUCGUGAAGCCCCCCCCACCUUCCUCCUCUCCCACCAUGCACUGUACACCCCCCCCUCCUCCUCCUCCUCCUCCUGCAUUGCCUUGUUUUCACUCACUUCUUCUAGCUGUAUAACUCUGUAACCCAAACAUGAAGCCGCCGCCACCACCACCACACCCGGCAGCGGACGGAUGACGCCUGCGUGGGGGUGAUUGGGGGUGGGGGGCCCCUCCUUGUGUUCCCACCACCACCCCUACUCCGGAGGGUCCUGAAGGUGCACAUCCACGUCCGAGGGGGCGCGACCCGUCAACACCUCACCUCUCCGUGUGGCGAGAUGUCCAGCUUCUCCGUGUUUGUUGUUUUGUUGUUUUUUUUUUCUAAUUUUUUUGGGAAAAAUGCACAACUUCGUUUGUACGCUGGCCAAAAUGUAAACACCCCGCCCUCCAGCCCCCCCCCCUUCCAGAAAAACAAAUUGAUUCUGUCGUCUGUCAAUUUUUUUUGUUGAUUGUACACAAGGACGAAGACGGAUUCCACCUGGAUCUGGGAGAAAUUAAUGGACCUUAAACACGCUUCAUCGGCACUGUGGGUCUCUGAGCUUGGGUUGGGGGGGGGGGAGUCGGUGUCUAGAUCACAGUUCUUUGGAGUUUUUUUUGUAAAUUCCCAGCAGUCGUGUUAUUCUGCCACAAAUCCAUCACCACAAAUGGAAA